AUGGGGCGGAAGGUGACCGUGGCCACCUGUGCGCUCAACCAGUGGGCCCUGGACUUUGAGGGCAAUUUGCAAAGGAUUUUAAAAAGUAUUGUAAUUGCCAAACACAGAGGAGCAAGAUACAGGCUUGGACCAGAACUGGAAAUCUGCGGCUACGGCUGUUGGGAUCAUUAUUACGAGUCGGACACCCUCCUGCAUUCGCUCCAGGUCCUGGCGGCCCUUUUGGAGUCUCCGGUCACUCAGGAUGUCAUCUGCGACGUGGGGAUGCCUGUGAUGCACCGAAACGUCCGCUAUAACUGCAGGGUGAUAUUUCUCAACAGGAAGAUCCUGCUCAUCAGACCCAAGAUGGCCUUGGCGAAUGAGGGCAACUACCGCGAGCUGCGCUGGUUCACGCCCUGGUCCAGGAGCCGGCAAACAGAGGAGUAUUUUCUCCCCCGGAUGUUACAGGACCUGACUAAGCAGGAAACUGUGCCCUUUGGGGACGCCGUCCUCUCCACGUGGGACACCUGCAUCGGGAGUGAGGUCUGUGAGGAGCUCUGGACGCCCCACAGCCCGCACGUGGACAUGGGCCUGGAUGGGGUGGAGAUCUUCACCAACGCCUCGGGCAGCCACCACGUGCUGCGCAAAGCCCACGCCCGGGUGGACCUGGUGACCAUGGCCACCACCAAGAACGGCGGGAUCUACUUGCUGGCCAAUCAGAAGGGGUGUGACGGGGACCGGCUCUACUACGACGGCUGUGCCCUCAUAGCCAUGAAUGGCAGCAUCUUUGCCCAGGGGUCCCAGUUCUCUCUGGAUGAUGUGGAAGUCCUCACUGCCACGUUGGAUUUGGAGGACAUCAGAAGCUACAGGGCAGAGAUUUCAUCUCGAAACCUGGCGGCCAGCAGGGUGAGCUCCUACCCCCGCGUGAAGGUGGACUUCGCGCUCUCCUGCCACGAGGACCUGCUGGAGCCCGUGUCUGAGCCCGUCGAGUGGAAAUACCACAGUCCCGCCGAGGAGAUCAGCCUGGGACCCGCGUGCUGGCUCUGGGACUUCUUAAGACGCAGCCGACAGGCGGGGUUCUUCCUUCCCCUGAGCGGCGGGGUGGACAGCGCGGCCACCGCCUGCCUGGUCUACUCCAUGUGCCGCCAGGUCUGCGAGGCUGUGAGACGUGGAAAUCCAGAGGUGCUGGCUGACGUCCGAAUCAUCGUGAACCAGCCCAGCUACACCCCCCAGGACCCCCGGGAGCUCUGUGGCCGCGUCCUGACCACCUGCUACAUGGCCAGCGAGAACUCCUCCCAGGAGACCUGUGACAGGGCCCGAGAGCUGGCCCAGCAGAUUGGAAGCCACCACGUCGGUCUCAGCAUUGACCCAGCGGUCAAGGCGCUCGUGGGCAUCUUUAGCCUGGUGACGGGCACGAGCCCUCGGUUUGCAGUUCACGGAGGGAGCGGCCGGGAGAACCUGGCUCUGCAGAAUGUGCAGGCGCGGGUGAGGAUGGUCGUCGCCUACCUCUUCGCUCAGCUGAGCCUCUGGUCUCGCGGCGCCUCCGGCGGGCUUCUCGUCCUUGGAUCCGCCAACGUGGACGAGAGCCUCCUCGGCUACCUAACCAAGUACGACUGCUCCAGCGCCGACAUCAACCCCAUCGGCGGGAUCAGCAAGACGGACCUGAGAGCCUUCGUCCAGCUCUGCAUGGAACGCUUCCAGCUUCCCGCCCUGCAGAGCAUCCUGGCAGCACCGGCCACAGCUGAGCUGGAGCCCUUGGCCCACGGGCAGGUGUCCCAGACCGAUGAGGAAGACAUGGGGAUGACGUACGCCGAGCUGUCUGUCUAUGGGAGGCUCCGGAAGGUCGCCAAGACAGGCCCCUACAGCAUGUUCUGCAAACUCCUCAACAUGUGGAAGGACACCUGCUCGCCCCGGCAGGUCGCCGACAAAGUGAAGCGGUUUUUCUCCAAGUAUUCCCUGAACAGACACAAAAUGACCACGCUGACGCCCGCGUACCACGCCGAGAGCUACAGCCCGGACGACAACAGGUUCGACCUGCGACCGUUUCUGUACAACACCCGCUGGCCCUGGCAGUUCCGCUGCAUCGAAAACCAGGUCCUCCAGCUGGAGGGGAGACAGCAGCAGGAGCUAGAUGGCGUGGACUGA
Molecule: messenger RNA, 2121 nt
Organism: Rangifer tarandus platyrhynchus (Svalbard reindeer)
Lineage: Eukaryota; Metazoa; Chordata; Mammalia; Artiodactyla; Cervidae
Source: the annotation of a GenBank genome assembly